Molecule: messenger RNA, 3485 nt
Organism: Anguilla anguilla (European eel)
Lineage: Eukaryota; Metazoa; Chordata; Actinopteri; Anguilliformes; Anguillidae
Gene: acad11
Product: acyl-CoA dehydrogenase family, member 11
Exons: 20
Coding region: 143-2470 (775 amino acids)
Cellular component (GO): mitochondrion
Molecular function (GO): oxidoreductase activity, acting on the CH-CH group of donors; flavin adenine dinucleotide binding
Source: RefSeq, a predicted model, not a curated record
GACUUUGUACUUUAAAACAUGUAGUUCCUAGAGUUCCGUGAAAUGAGCGAUAGUUCCUAGAUCCCAACAACAGAGCUGGGAAGCAAGUCAUAUCAAGGGAAGCAAGCAAGAAAGCAUCUGUCACCGUUUCACUAAAGUUAACAUGGACGGGGAAACAACUGCUGUCCGUGAACAGCAUAAAUUUAACCUCUCAAAUCUACAUAAAUAUUUAUCAGAUUACGUACCAGGUGUUGCAAAUAGCAACACGUUCACUGUGAGGCAAUACAGAAUUGGGCAGUCGAAUCCCACAUUUCUUGUGAUGACUUCCAGUGAGAGCUAUGUACUCCGAAAGAAACCACCCGGAAUGUUGCUUCCAGGGGCUCAUAAGGUGGACAGAGAGUAUCAGGUCCAGAAGGCCUUGUUCUCUGCUGGAUUUCCUGUGCCCAAACCCUUACUAUACUGUGCUGACAUGUCUGUCAUUGGGGCAGAAUUCUACCUGAUGGAGCAUGUGCAGGGGCGCAUUUUUCGGGACCUGAGGCUCCCUGGGCAGAGCCCGGCUGAGAGAGCUGCCCUGUACAUCGCUGCCACUGAAGUCCUGGCCAGGCUGCACUCAGCUGAUUUGGCAGCCCUGGGCCUGAGCAGCUACGGUAAAGGCGCUGGGUACUGCCAGCGGCAGGUGUCAACCUGGACAAGACAAUACAAGGCUUCUGCCCAUAAAGAAAUCCAAGCAAUGGAUAAUCUCUCUGACUGGCUGGUACAGAACCUGCCGACCAGUGACAGCCAAGUUACCCUCGUGCAUGGGGAUUUCCGAUUGGAUAAUCUUAUUUUCCAUCCCACGGAGGCUCGUGUGCUUGCGGUGCUGGACUGGGAGCUCUCCACCACAGGCCACCCCAUAGUGGAUCUGGCCUACUUCCUGAUGCCGUACUACUGGCCAAGCAGCUUCCACAUCCUGGACUCAAUGGGGGGAAUGAAAGGGCUUGAAGGCGUUCCGGCACCCGAAGACCUCAUCACCACGUACUGCCGCUGUCGACAGAUCCCUGCUUCUCUGCCUGAGUGGAAUUUCUUCCUCGCCCUUUCAGUAUUCAAAAUGGCCGCCAUCGCUCAGGGGGUCUACGCUCGCCAUCUCCUGGGAAACGCCAGCUCUCCUGAUGCUGCUUGCAUUGGCCAGAGUGUGGAGCCCUUAGCACAGACAGGACUGAACGUCGCUCAGAGGGCACGUCCCCGUGGCAGCGAGGCACUCCCGUCAGACGAGUCACAUCUCUUUCCCCAGAGCAGAAAGGGCCAGCUGGUGCUCGGCCAGGUCCGGGACUUUAUGAGCGCACACGUGCUUCCUGCCCAGCAGGAAGUAGCGGAGUACUAUGGGAAAAACGCGCAUUCGCCCCUGAGGUGGAGCACACCUCCAGUUAUUCAGGACCUGAAGAAAAAGGCCAAAGCCGCGGGGCUGUGGAACCUCUUCCUACCCUCUGUCAGUGGCCUCAGUCAGCUUGACUAUGCCCACAUCGCCGAAGAGACCGGGAAGUGCUUCUUUGCCCCUGAGAUCUUCAAUUGUCAAGCUCCUGACACUGGGAACAUGGAGGUGCUCCACAUGUAUGGCACUGAGGAGCAGAAGAAGAAGUGGCUGGAGCCUCUGCUCCAAGGGGAGAUCCGAUCCUGCUUCUGCAUGACUGAGCCAGAUGUAGCUUCCAGCGAUGCCACCAACAUGCAGUGCACCCUUCAGAAGGAAGGAGGCCAUUAUGCCAUUAACGGGAAGAAAUGGUGGAGCAGUGGAGCUGGCAACCCUGACUGUAAGGUGGCCAUUGUGCUGUGCAAGAGCGUGUCACCGAACUCCUCCCAAAGGCACAAGCAGCACAGUAUGAUUCUGGUCCCAUUAGACACACCAGGCGUGCAAAUCAUCAGACCUCUGACAGUGUUUGGGCAGGACGAUGCCAUGCACGGCGGACAUUUUGAGAUACACUUCAAUAGCGUGUGUGUGCCUCUGUCCAACAUCCUUUUAGGUGAGGGUUGCGGGUUCGAGAUCGCCCAGGGGCGGCUGGGACCCGGGCGUCUGCACCACUGCAUGAGGGCCGUGGGCCUGGCUGAGAGAGCCCUGCAGCUCCUGAGCCAACGGGCCGCAGACAGACACGCCUUCGGGAAGAAGCUGUACCAACACGAGGUAGUUGCCCACUGGAUUGCAGAGUGUCGCAUCGCCAUAGACCAGACCCGCCUGCUGACCCUCCACGCCGCCCACGCCCUUGACGUCCAGGGCAGCAGGGCCGCCAGGAAGCAGAUCGCUAUGAUUAAGGUGGUUGCUGGGAGGAUGGCCUGCAAAGUGGUGGACUGUGCCAUCCAAGUUUACGGGGGUGCUGGCGUGUCUGGGGAUUUCCCUCUUGCUCAGAUGUACGCAUAUGCGCGGACGCUGCGCCUGGCCGACGGGCCGGACGAGGUGCACCUGUCCUCCAUCGCCCACAUGGAGCUGAGGGACCAGUACAGGAAGGCCGCCGCCAAACUGUGACCCCAGAGUCCCGCCGCCCCGCCCUCUACGCAUCAUAACCCCACCCCCUACGCAUCAUAACUCCGCCUCCACGUUCACGCCCACAGAGCUGCCAUUCAGUUAGGGCAGGGCCACCGUGCAGGUUUUCAUUUCUACCCUAAGGUGGCACAUCUGAUUCUGCUAAUUAACAGCUCUACGAGAUCACUAGCUAUUGCAUCAGAUUCGCUUCAUUAGGUUUGGAGUAAAAACCGGUAGUUGUUUUUCUUUGACAAAAGCUGUUGUGAUUCUGAAAUGUCAGGUAGCCGUUUAAUCUGCUUCAGCUCAUUCAAAUAUAAUUUUUGACUGUUUUGUUUUUGAACUCACAGCAUCAAAGCUUGAAUGUGCCUUUUUGUGUGAAUUAUUUAUGAGCUAUUGAUGUUGAUAUUAAUGAAAUUAAAGGCUUUACCCGGAUGCUGGAGGACUGGCGUUAUCCAUUCAAAUAUUUGGCAUUCUGAUGGAAUUCAUUACUCUUUUCCUCAUCCAUAGAAAGCAAAUUGCCUGGCAGAAUGAAAAGCAGCUCUCCUAACAUGUCCUAUGGGACCACUAAGAAUCCCUCGGUAAAGUGUAUUAAAUUAAUUUUAUAUUGUAAUAUUUCAUUCAAAUAACGCUGACUGACAAAACAGCUACCAUUAAGCGAAGGUGAUUUAACAUGCAGAAGGCAUAUUUUUCCCUCUGCAGUUUGACAGGCUAUAGAUGAUAAAUUGCCACUUUUCAGUAUCUGAUACUUGAUAGUGUUUAUCCUGUUGAGUAUUGAUUUGAGUUGUAUUGUCUGCUUCGUGUAGCAGGCUGAUAGAUUAAAAGCUGCUUUUGUAAGCAGAGGGGCUGUUUAAGAAAGGCUCAGAGCCUGGUCAGAUGUAACCACUUCAGCCGGGUACAGAACAGUUUUAAUGGUGUUCUCUACAGGAGGCUUACUGAGUACGCUGGCAAAAUACCAAUCCAUUACAGUCAUUAAACAUACUGCAAUAUAUCUAAUAAAGAAAAUAUAAUAAUACAUUUA